Messenger RNA from Ornithodoros turicata, 7853 nucleotides. RefSeq names its product beta-1,3-galactosyltransferase 1-like. NCBI's taxonomy places the organism in Eukaryota, Metazoa, Arthropoda, Arachnida, Ixodida, Argasidae. The record is from RefSeq and is a predicted model, not a curated record. Bases 198 to 1202 code for a protein of 334 amino acids. The transcript is spliced from 2 exons. Gene Ontology annotation, cellular component: Golgi membrane. Gene Ontology annotation, molecular function: hexosyltransferase activity.
CGGACCGGCGACGAUCGUAGUGGAGUUUACAGGCGUGCAGUUUCUCUCCAAUCUGCCGUCGUAAAUCCGAGUUUGCCGAUUUAACAGUUGGUGAUAAGUCAUUACGAAAUAAUUGUACUUGAUGCAGUGUUACGUGGAGGGUGCUGCUUUUCGACAUCAACAUGUCAAGCACAGUUUUGGCCGAUCAUUAGGCAAAAAUGCCUUCAGCUGCUGCGAAGAGGUCACACAUCAGGAUGAAACCACAGGAGGACAUGGCUACCGGUCUGGUACGCAUUCUUCCACGGCUGGCUGCGGUGGCCAUCUGCCUGCUGUUUAUCUACGGCCUCUUGUAUCGUCCUCUCAGCUUGAGCACCAUGAACGGGCAUCCGAGGCCGGACAUGAGUUGGGUACUCUCUCAGCAGGACCUGCGCCUCCUUGUCUCCAACGGUUCUCUGACUCUGAGUCCUCGCGGUAGGUGUCCGACUCUGCUGACUAUCAUCGUGUGCUCGGCUGUCCGCAAUGCUGCGGCUCGUCUUGCCAUACGCAACUCUUGGGCGCGGGACGCUCACGCACCCUACGUGCGCGUGUUCUUCCUCCUUGGGCAUAUGGUUAACGACACGCUGCAGGAUAAGGUGGAAGAAGAAAGCCGUCUCUUUGGUGACAUCAUCCAGGAAGGCUUCAUUGACACCUACAAUAAUCUCACUGUGAAGUCCGUCGUGCUUUUGAAGUGGGCAAACGAGCACUGUCCGCAGUCGCGAUUCGUGCUGAAGACUGACGAUGACAUGUUCAUUAACGUUCCCAACUUGAUAACUCUCCUGAGGACAGUGGGUCGCAAGAAACUGCUGCUUGGUUGCCUGAUUAGCCGUGCGACCCCGGUGCGAGACUGGUCAUCAAAGUGGUACGUGCCGUCAUUCGUGUAUGCAGAUCACACUUAUCCCGACUACCUGUCUGGUACGGGUUACGUGAUGUCAAGGGAAGUGGUAAAGUCUCUGCUACAGACAGCACUCGCAACACCAUUCUUCUAUUUGGAGGAUAUUUUUGUCACUGGAAUUGUGGCGCAAAAGGCGGCCGUGAAGCCGAUGAACCAUGACGGGUUCAAAUACUACAAGCGGAAGAACAAUGUGUGCAUUUUUAGGAAACUAAUCACUGGUCACAAUAUGUCGCCGAAAGAACUGCAGUCAAUGUGGGCAAAGGUCCGUGGUCGCGGCGUGAUGUGCUCCUGAUUGCGGGCAAGACCUCUGCUACAACGAGCUAUGCAAUGACGUUGCAGUAUUCCAAAUCAGGGGAAACUACACCUGAAGCAGAGGGAUGGUGCACACCAUGCCUGGAUGCAACACAUGUGCUGACAGCGCAUCCGGAGUAACUGAUCCAAAGUAUAUAAAGGUUGUGCUAUCUUUCAUAAACGAGAGGUGCACAAAAUGCGCAACAAGUUAGCCCAUGUAGAUGAAGAUGCUGCUGCAAUUGAUGUGUCCGCUGUUGUCAUUGCCUUAGAACAAAAGCUGUUGCAAUUGAAUAAGUAUGCUACAUGUGCUGUGCAUUUACUAAGCACCCAUGCACAUACAUUGAUGCAGGGCCCUUAAAAUGUACUAUUGUCUGGAAUGUUUGGGAAGUGUUCUUAAGGAAGUCUGUGUAAGUACGCCAGCAUACUCUCGAAUAUUAAGGUUUAAUAUAUGUCAAAUGUAUUUACUCAUGAUUUACAUUUGUAUAUUUAAGUGUGCAACUGAGGUACCGUACGCGUUGUGACUCCAACGGUGCUCGCUCUUGUAGUAUUGUACACAAAAUUUGUACAUCAUUUCAGAUAUGUUUAUUUGGAGCAUGUAGGACAGCCUACUCAUAUUAUUUUUAUUAUGCUAUCCUCGCAUUCCCCAAUGCUUCCAAGGCGAAGUCAUUGAACUGUUGCAUUUUAGAACAAAGACGUCAUCUACAUUGGAUGCGUGUCGCAGACUCGCUGCAUUUUAUUUUCUGAGUGAGGCACUUAGAAACAGCCGAACACUGCAUUAUUUAAUGCUUGUUACUUGUUUUUCUGUCUGUCUUUUUAUGUUUUGUGUACGUAGCAACGACACGCAAUGUACAGAAUUGUAUUUACUUGCUAGCAGCCGUAAGGUCAUCUACAAUGUUUUUCUAUAAUCGUUUACAAUAUAACAGAGGCCGCGUCUCAGUUUCAAAUAUUAUGUUCUAGACCAUCGCAUAGCAUAAGCGGGAACAAAGUUGUCAUGUUUAUUAAAUUACAAUUUGGAUUGUUCUGAGGAGCGUUCUAGUAAUAUUCAGGAACAGAUGAGCGCUUCGACAAUUCCCUCAUUAGUUUUUCUCUAGAGUCUUUCUCUAUAAAGUCCCAAUUGAACGGCAGUUGGUGAGGUAUUAGCGAAUGUACAGUCGUGUCCCGUUUCUUAGGACUCCUCCCUUCAACAUCCCUCCAUUCCAUUCCUAUGGAUAACGAAUUUCCCGACAAACGAGCGUAUGAAGCAGUGACGGUGUAACGGUAUGCUUACUGUGCUCUGAAAGUAAAUCCGUUCUUUACUUCGAAAAAGAAAAAAAAAACACGUUUUAUACGGCAUGCCCGCUUGUCUGAGCUUACAUGUCGCAUAUCUGCGAUGAGUGCCAGCUGCCUGCUCGUGCCUGGUGCUCCAUCAGCGUCACUGCACUGGAGUGGAGUUGGACGAACUUCUCUGUGUGUGUGUGUCACUGCUCUGAAGCAGAAAAGCUGUGGUCAGAUGGUCACUUGCAAACUCUCGAUAUUGGAUAUGUGGUGUCAGCGCUGUCAUGUCCUCCCUGCGCAUGAACAAUUACGGCGUCAUCUAGUCUCGCGGGUAGCUGUUGACGUUUUGUUACCGAGCGAUCCGCCUGCCGAUGUUGCGGCGUGUUGGCUGGGGGACCGCGCGUCCUGGGCCGACUUCGUAGGAAACUACCAAUAUUUGCCCUACACAGACUUGUACGUAACGGGUAAUUGCGUUACUAGUAAUCAAUUACUUUUUGAGUAAUUUGUAAUGUAAUCGAUUACUUUUGGGGCCCAGUAAUUUUUUGAGUAAUUCAAUUACAAUUUUCAGUAAUCAAUUACCAAGUAAUCGAUUACUUGGAAACUAAAGAAUCCACAUUGUUCGGGACGACGCACAUACACAUAUAUGGGAUGAUUCACCGUCGCGAGAAGACAAAACCAACUGCCCUCUGCAAGUUCGGUGCAAGGCAGCUGUCUUAUCUCUAGGACUAUCCCGCAACAAUUACUUACCCAAGGACCCCGAGGUCAAUUGCCACAGUGUUCCGCACGUGUAGCGUAUUUUUGAGUUCACUGUCCUCUCCCCAUUCAUGUGUACUAUCUAUCCGUAACCCGGCCUGUAUGCAGUAAGUUGGACUGUAGGUUGUACCGUGAACCUGAUGAGUCAUUUGUGGGAGUUCCAGUUGGGACUCUUUUCACAAAACUCUCAACCUCUGGACACAUUUUUCACAGAACUCUCGACCCCGAUAACCUAAUGCCACUCUUGUGACCGGAUCCAGGACAAUUGCUCACCGGACAAUUGCUCACCACAGAACCGCUGAAGCCGGACAAUUGCUCACCGCCUCUUUCACCGCACUUAUAUGUAAUUUUAUUUCGCGGUUUUAUGUGAUGUGAUUUUAUUUAUCGUUUAUCGUUUAUGGUGCACAUAUACUUGACUUUUUAUUUCUUAGCUGAACUUGGGUGUACCUCGAAAUAAAGUGAUCGAAAUCCCCAUUUCAAAACGAACCACUGUAAAUAAAUGUUAUCUGGCUAUACAAUGCACAGUUACGCGCGGGAAACUGCCAACAGCGAACUUAGACUAACCUGGACAUAGCGGUGCAAACACUGAACUUGGACCAACCUAAUAAUAAACUAACCACCGUACUAUUCAGUCGUCUCCGCCCUACUAAGCCUAACGGGCGCUAAAAUGUGGCUUUCGUUCGCUAAACCGACUUGGACAGAUAUAGAAAAUUCGUUAAUUUUAGUGGUUAAAUAAUGAUGUGAUUUUAAACCUUCCCCGUCUCGUGUAUUGGAAGAUCCUGGUGACGCAGGCAUGAGCGUACCGAGACGGGGACAAGGUCACUUUGUAAAAUUGCGCACUCUUUAUUCAUAGGUCAUGAUUUUUUUCUCAGAGUUAUCAUAAUAUGAACCUGUGAACACCCGCACAGUCCGCAGCGUCCGUCUCCAGUGAAGGAGGUGACGUGGUUUACACGCUUUGCCCCCCUGGAAACACUUUGCUGCCCCCCCCCCUUGGGAAAUAAUCCUCUAGGAACGCCCCAUGGACGGAGAUCCUGACAUAGACGCUUCAGGUGUGCCUUCAAGUGGACGACCUCUCGCCUCACCCUCUUCACUGGUGGAUUCCUAGAUCUAUUUGAAGCAACUUACACAGCUAAAAAAGAAGCUCAACUAACAUAAAGAAGUCAAGCUCCAUAAACGCGAAAUAAAAUCACAAUGUAAGCGUGGUGAAAGAGGCGGUGAGCAAUUGUCCGGCCUCAGCAGUUUUUGGUGAGCAACUGUCCGGUGAGCAAUUGUCCGGUAAGCAAUUAUCCGCGCCCCCUUGUGACCAUGAGCCCCUGUCAGUCUUGUGCGGAAUACUGUCGAUAUCACAACGAUGUCGACGAUCUGCAAUGACUUGUCGCCGUGGCCUCAGCUAUCCGGCAUGUUCAGAGCGCUGGAGCGAAAGGACAGAAACAACAUCUUGUUCAAAUCGUUUUCUCAGAUAUCGAAAGUAAUUGGCAAAGUAACGCGUUACUUUUCAAGGCGUUACUUCAUUACUUUUUCCGGCAAGUAAUUUGUAACGGUAAAAAAUUACUUUUUCGUACAAGGUAACGGUAACGGUAAUCAAUUACUUUUUUUUUAGUAACGUGUACAAGUCUGGCCCUACAGCAGUGCACGACAGUGCCUUCCUGCGUCCCGACGAGGCAGUUCUUUUCCGGUACAUCGUGGAAAAAUGAUGUCCUGUUAACAUUCCCAAUGGCCGCCCAUUUCUCCCCGACAGCUGAAGAACACAGAAGGAAGAUGCGUUUGUUAAUUUUUUUCAUAAUGUGAUUUUUUUUCCAUAGUUCACGAAUCCGUAAGCUGAAAAUGUUCUAAAUAAUUUUCGACAGCUCCAGACAUCAUUGACGUCAAAGUUUAUACGUUUCUCAAUCCGUGAAUUAAAGAUAUCAUGUGAAAGAGAACACCGCACCAAAAAGGUCGAGCCUCACGCAAGGGGACAGAAGAGGGGGGGGGCACAACACGAAUUCUCAAGGCGUAUUGAGAAUUAUUUGUGUUGUGUCCACCCUCUUCUGUCCGCGUCUCCCCGUCCCUCUUCCCUCAACUACGUACCAGCUAGCCUACUGUCGACUCAGAAAUCUAGUCAGAGCGGGAACCCCUCGCGUGACAUCGGCAGCUUCCCCGUGCCUUUCUUCCUCUAUUUCAUUCUUUCUUUCUUCAUUCUCAGCUCGCGCGCAUGUACACGCGCGAGUCGCAUGAUUAUCCUGCCAAGGGAAUUUCUGACGUCAUGAAGCGCCAUCCUCCUUCACUUGUUCUCUUAUAGUCCCUUUCAAGGAGUGGAGAGUUCUUCUAAUGUGCGCGCGCUGAACGUCACCUGACCUCGUCGUGCUUUCGCUGGAGCUAAUGUUAAUCGUUUCAGGGCAGGCUGCAACAAAAAUAAAUAAAUAAAUGAGGAGCCACAUCAGUGCUUCUUUAAAACGGCGCGCGGGCCGGGUCAUGAUUGGGCUUUCAUGCCAGCCAGCCGCAUGCAGUCCUAUAAUUUGCCUUACAGAGUCUGAGGAAAACCCAGGGAAAGCACCCAGACAGCACAUCGGGGUCUUGCAUAGCUCGGGGUUCUGCGAAGAUUUGAGCUCGUGGCGUCGUGUUCAGGAAAUAGUGUUUCUGGUGUCUUCUCGUAUUACGUAGCAGUACAAUGCGAAUAAUCAGUGGUACGCAGCAAUGGAGUGGUGGCCUUUUGUAGACCAGUCCUUGGACACUCAAAUAAAAUGCGCCCUUGGCUCCUGAAGAUCCGCGACGUUGAGGGCCAAGAGUCAGGCGGAAGCGAAUGGGCGGGGUAGCAUGUGUUUGCACAAUGCUAGAUGGCGAGUAGCUUCAAAAUCAAAAUAGGUAGAUGACGCUUAUUAUGUUCCCGAUGUUCUCUGACCACAUAGGGAAAUCGAAUUCCGGAUAACAGAGUGCAGUUCUAAUGAAAAUGAACCGUUGCGACGCAUUUUUAGGGACAAGGAGCUUUCCGGUUACCUCACUUCUGAUAAGCGGGACAUGACUGGACUCACAUAUAAAUACUGUACCGAAACCAGUGUGAGGAGGUUCGGUAGGUCAAAUGUAGAGGGGGUGCCGCGUUCGGACACCGGCAGACGCCGGUUUUGUUUGUGCAGUUAUACUAUGGGACAGUUAUGCCCCUGUUGGGGUAUACAGAUAUGGGUACAGGUUUUUCCCGUGGACUUUUAGUGGUGGUUAAAUUGAUUGAUUGAUUCAUUCAUUUGAUUUAAUUAUAUCAUUCUGCCUGUGCCUUCAAGCCGACAUACCGUUUGGCUGACCUUUCCUCCCUUUUUUUUUCCCGCACUUCUAAUGAAUAACUGCCCCCACCGUUUCACGAACUUCUUGAUAAAAAAGCAGUUUGUGAACAAACUUGUGCUUAAGUUGAAAACAAUAUCAAAUACCUCUGCGUGUUGCUUCAACGAUACCUCCACAAAUGUGUAAUAUGUUUCCGUUUCUCUCUCUUUCUGUGUCCUCACUAAAAUUGCGCCAUAUUGCCAAGACCGCUAGAACCUCAAAGUAGUCAACUUGUGCAAGCUUGUGCCGGUCACAUUGUUAACUGGGGAAUAAGUAGGAAACGGAAUACUCAUUGCUGAGAAUGUGCUGUCCAUAAUAGUUCGAAUACACAGUUAUUUGAUACCGGCGCCGCAUCAGUGUUGUAACAGUUAAUUUAAGUUUGAACACAAAAUGAAUGCACAUAACGAAGAGACUUCCCUAUACUUUGCCAUAUGCACUCUUCUUAUGGCAACAUGUGAUUCAGUGUUAGUUAUCCCUAGGUAUGUGUCUGGCCUGGCAGGGCCAAAACCGCGUACCUGCCUCUCAAUGUUUGUACAUAUAGUACUUCCAGUGGUGAUACUUGGUCUGAAUGAAUGCAGGAGGGCAGAGAAUCUGAAGUCCGUCCGACAGUUGGGAUACCACUAUCUUGGGAUUUGCAAGAGCAAUCUUAUUUUUAAUGCAAACUUCUUACAGGACUGUGUAAAUCGGAAUAACUUUUUGUUGUUUCUUCUUCUUGAACGUGCAUGUCAGACGAUGUCCGCUGAGGGUAACACUGCGCAUGAAGAUGCCCCAAUGAUGUCUAUAAUACUCUCCCUGUUGUGAAGAAGGGAACUUCAUUUUGAGUCUGGAGAGAGACGGGAACAACGGAGAAGAAAGCCGAAGCGAACACUGCAGGCAUACAGACAUGAUGCUUUAGGGAGGGGCACAGUACUCAGCAACUCGUUCACGUUGUUCACGUUUCUCGUUAGACUAAGGUUAGAGUUGCCGUGUUUGAAUUUACGCGUGCAUGCUUUCAUCCUCCUACUAUGUUUAUGUCAUUUCUGUCCCAUGGACAUGAUGUCUACAGUUCGAUGCAUCUACAACCUAGAAUGUCCCAGAAGAACCUGAAGUUUGUACAUCUUUCGUGGAUUUGCCAGGAAAGCGGUGGCGUGUGCAGAUUGCGUGUGAAAUGGCGCCUUGUACGUUUACUUUGCCGCAUGUUGUUCACACCAUCACCACUUCCCGCAUUUGUUUAUGGUGCUUGUAUGAAGGUGGCUUUGACUGCAGAACUAAGGAGUCUGAUGUGCAAUGAGUGACCCCAUAUGUAACUGUUGCCCGGCAUAAUUUCUUAGUCAUGAUCGAGAAACAAAUGCUUGAUUAAUAAACAUAUUGCAUUUCA